Cordyceps militaris CM01 is the source of this 1611-nucleotide messenger RNA. RefSeq names its product amidase family protein. The record is from RefSeq and is a predicted model, not a curated record. The coding region runs from base 1 to 1611 and encodes 536 amino acids. The transcript is spliced from 6 exons. Lineage: Eukaryota; Fungi; Ascomycota; Sordariomycetes; Hypocreales; Cordycipitaceae.
AUGAUCGCGAAUCGACUUAACUGGGCUGUAGCUUUGGUCACUCUCGCCAUCGGAACCCUUUGGACGUUGCCGCCGACCAACACUUGUCUGCCGCACUCCGUAAAUCUCCUCACGGCCACGGUCAGCGACCUAACAGCCCACUUGAGCUCUGGACGGUUCACUAGCGUUCAACUAGUCCAGGAGUGUAUUGCUCGUAUUCAGCACCACGACAAGAAUGGCCUGCGUCUGAAUUCUGUCCUCAGCCUGGUUUCGCGCGACCAGCUGCGGUCCACUGCCACACGCAUUGACAGUGAGCGACAGAAAGCAACUCGUCUAAGUGCUUUAUUUGGCGUUCCGGUCCUCGUCAAGGACAACUUUGCGACAGAGCCGUCGCUUGGGCUGCCUACCACUGGCGGCGUCGUCGCAUUUGCUAAUGUCACGGCCAAGCAUGAUGCCGCUGCAGUUCUGCAACUUCGCCGAGCCGGUGCCAUUAUCCUAGGCAAGACGAAUCUUGAUGAGUUAGCUGGCUUCAAAGGCGACAAUCUAGGCUCAGGGUGGUCCAAACUGGGUGGCAAGACGCGGUCAGCAUACACUUUCGAGUCACCAUGUGGCUCUUCGGGUGGCUCCGCUGUUGCCGUCUCUGCUGGUUUCGUACCAGUUGCUCUGGGUAGUGAGAUUGCUGGUUCAAUCACUUGUCCUGCGUCCCAUGCGGCGCUCUUUGGCUUUGUUGCCUCGAGAGGCCUCGUUUCAAGUCAUGGGCUCCUCCCAGGCUCAGCAUCUUUCGACAGACCCGGCAUUUUAGCCAAGUCAACAGUCGAUGUAGCUAGUGUACUCGGCAUUAUUGCCCAGGCCAACGUUCCCAUUUCUGACGAUGCUGUUUGGGCCGACUUUCGCAUUGGUCGGGCUGACCCAGAUUUCUUCGGCAAGAUUCACGGUACAUACCAUGAAAAGAAUGGUGAGAUGGAGAUGUACCGGGCCGUAUCAGAGGCCAUGAACCGGAUGGAAGCACUCGGAGCGGUUGUCAACAUGAAUGCGAGUUCGAGCGCCAGACUCAUCCCGCAAGCAUGGGAAGAAAUGCUACGCAUAAUCCGCCACGAAAUGAAGUCUAAUUUUCCCGAAUUUUUCGUCGAUACUAGCGACGCCGUUGCUAAAAGUCUGCCAGAGCUGGUCAAGUACAAUAAGGAGCACUGGUCCGACGCCCUUCAGAAAGACGGCCUUCACUUCCCUCAGGGCCAAGAAGUCUUGGAAAGGAGUAUUGAAGAAAGCCUUGAUGACGCGCAAUAUACGGAAAUUAUGGGCAAGCUACAUGCAUUGGCUGUCACAGAAGGUAUUGAGCAUGCAUUCAAAACACACAAGGUCGACUUCCUUGUGACGCCAGGUUGGUCUUGGAUGAGUGUAUACUCGGCAAUUGCAGGAGCGCUCAUGGGAACUGUUCCACUUGGCACGUACCCCAACGGUCGACCCUUUGGUCUGACAUUUGUCGCCCCCAAGGGACAAGAUGCCAAGCUGCUCCAAUUGAUGCAGUUUUACGAAAAGGCAUUUCCUCCCAGGCGCGUACCCAGCUCGAUGAGCUCGAUAUUCGCGAAUUUGUAUUUUACAUUCCGCAAUGAUUUCCCACCAUACGACUCUUAG